UGAGCCGUUAAAAUUUUCACUCACUGAUGCGACUAUUUAAGGCCGUCCUAGUAAGGCGUCUAGUGUUACUUUAACAGAGGUGUAAUAGCGUAAGUUUUUGUAAACUUUUUGUUUGUUUUCUUGAACAGUUUUGUUAAACAAUAUCAUCAAAAUGAUUGAAGAAAAUGAGUCUGAAAAUUGUGAUAUAAUAAUAAUAGGCGCUGGUAUGUCCGGUGUUUCUUGUGCCUACCAUUUGAUUGUUGAAUCAAAUUACAAGGGAAAGGUGAUUAUAUUGGAGGGACGUAAUCGAGUCGGUGGACGAAUGGUCGGUGAAACGAUUGAUGGUCAAAAUGUUGAAUUAGGAGCCAAUUGGAUCCACGGGAUAAUCAACAAUCCAAUUUACGACCUUGCAGUUCGGUAUAAACUAAUUGAUCCCUCGGCCACUGAUGGAUCAUCCGAAGAUGGAUCAUCUGAAGAUGAAUCCCCACGAAUGGUUGGCCUCACAUCGGCCGGUGACCUGGUGCCUGAAAAGACAAUUGCUUCCGCUGACAAGUUGUACUACUCCUUAUUGGAUAAAUGUGAAAACGUUUACAAUGAAAUCAAAGAGGGAAAAGUUUCCGCAGAUGAGAUAAUCAAUGAUUCUGUUGGUGAAUGGAUGAAGACGGAGAUUGAUAAAUAUUUGGAUACUCUUGAUGAACAAGAUAGAAUUUUACUCUCUUCCAUUUUCGCCAAUUUCAUGGCUCGUGAAACGGGUCUUUCGGGCUGUCAUUCAAUGGAUCAAGUGUCUCUACCUUAUUUCGGUGCCUAUGAAGAGCUGUCUGGAGGCGAUGGCGUAAUACCAGGAGGUUAUGGUCAGUUGAUUGAUUGUUUACUUGACGAGAUUCGGUCUAAAUUACAACGAGAUUCGAGACCAGAAAAAUUUCAACUUAUUCUUAAUCAUUCGGUUACUAAUAUUCAUUGGCCUGGAAUCGGUUCUACUUCGAGCCAAUCAACUCGUGUAACGACCAGUACGGGGAAAAUAUAUUCCUGUGCCCAUGUUGUCAGUACAAUUCCUUUGGGAGUCCUUAAAGUGACCCAUGUCGACCUCUUUGAUCCACCUUUACCUCAGUACAAAUCUGAAUGUAUCCAACGAAUGGGCUUUGGAGUAGUUGAUAAAGUUUUCAUCGAAUUCAAUGAACCGCUAAGUCCAAAAUUUAUCGACCCGUCGUUAACUGAUUGUCUUACAUUUUGGUUACCUCAAGACCUUCAAUCAGUCGGUUGGGCUUCGAAAAUUUAUUUUAUCGUUAAAGUUAGUGAGCGAUGUCUUUCGGUCUGGUUAACAGGAGAGGAAGCGAUCGCCGUUGAAACCGAACAAAUGACCAAGGUCAAAGCUCAUCUGGUUCAACUUAUUAGAAAGAUAUUGAAAGCACCCGAUCUUCCAGAUCCAAUUAACUUAACUGUCACUCAAUGGCAUCAAGAUCCUUUCUCUCGAGGAUCUUAUUCUUACAUAGCCACAGGAUCUUCUGUCUCUGAUAUUGAAAACUUGGCACAACCAAUUUACUCGAAUCCAGGUCAAGAGAAACCCGAUCUUCUAUUCGCUGGUGAGGCUUGUCAUCCCUCUUUCUUCUCAACGGUUCAUGGGGCUUUUCUAACAGGAAGAAAAGCAGCUCUCUAUCUGAUCGAUUCCGAGGUCAACAAAUCGACCUCAGAAUCUUCAACUGGAACAAUCGUACCAUAGAUGAGGAGUCAAAAACAAAUUGGACAAAUCAUUUGGACUAAGACCAAAUUAUUAUUUCAAAUAUUGUAACAUUUAAUCUAUUGUUAUUAAAAAUGGGUAAUUAUAAGUAAAUU
Panonychus citri (citrus red mite) is the source of this 1809-nucleotide messenger RNA. RefSeq names its product peroxisomal N(1)-acetyl-spermine/spermidine oxidase-like. The record is from RefSeq and is a predicted model, not a curated record. The coding region runs from base 152 to 1696 and encodes 514 amino acids. NCBI's taxonomy places the organism in Eukaryota, Metazoa, Arthropoda, Arachnida, Trombidiformes, Tetranychidae. The transcript has a single exon. Gene Ontology annotation, molecular function: polyamine oxidase activity.